UAAUUUUAGGGUUUUAGCCACCCCACCAGAAUGGCUCUCUCUGCGCUCAAGUAAUAUUCGUGAAGAGUGGGGAAACAAAAAUCCGUAGUGGUAGUUGUAGGUAUCGGAAGAAGCAGCAGCAAUGGAUUUCAGUCCGCUCACGGACGCCUUAGCUUCCAAAUCGUAUGGAAAGAUCGCUGAUAUCUGUGAUGACCUCAUGCUCAAGGGUGCAGCAGAGAUGGAGGGGGUUCCGUUUGAGGAGGAGUGGCCUUUUGCUAUUCAUCUUCUUGCCCAUAUUUAUGUCAAUGAUACUAACAGCGCCAGAUUUCUGUGGAAAUCCAUACCUGCUGCGGUGAAAGAGAGGCAACCAGAAGUUGUUGCAGCUUGGGGAAUUGGUCAGAGGUUAUGGACGCGUGACUAUGCAGCCGUGCAUGAGGCUAUUCGUGCUUUUGAUUGGUCUCAACAAAUUCAACCUCUUGUUGCUGCUUUCUCAGAGGUUUACACCAAGAGGAUGUUUCAGCUUUUGCUUUCUGCUUAUUCAACUAUAAGCAUCCAAGAUACAGCUCUCUUUCUAGGAAUGAAUGAAGAUGAUGCCACAAGUUAUGUAUUGCAGCAAGGUUGGGUUGUGGAUCCUGAUUCUCGAAUGCUAAUUGUGAAAAAGCAGUCUGUUAAAACAGAGCAGAAACUGGAUUCCAGUAAACUACAGCGCUUGACAGAGUAUGUGUUUCACUUGGAGCAUUAAUAGAACUCAAAACGUUAUCAAACUUCUACUGAAAGUCUUCUUAUCAGAUCUCUAGUUGUAAUGAGAAAAAUAUUUUGAAGAUGUUGAGUACUUGAAUGUGCAUCAAGGAAGCUAAGCGAAUUGGUUUUUCUUUUAA
Molecule: messenger RNA, 857 nt
Organism: Populus trichocarpa (black cottonwood)
Lineage: Eukaryota; Viridiplantae; Streptophyta; Magnoliopsida; Malpighiales; Salicaceae
Product: COP9 signalosome complex subunit 8
Exons: 5
Coding region: 122-721 (199 amino acids)
Biological process (GO): protein deneddylation; COP9 signalosome assembly
Cellular component (GO): COP9 signalosome
Source: RefSeq, a predicted model, not a curated record